GUUCCGUUGGGCCGUUGCUGUUGGAGCGGGAAUACGCAUAGUGGGUGACUGACAGCGGCACAUCUAUCACCUUUAAGUUACUGGUCCUACAGCUUAAAUAACAGCACAGCAUGCCACGAGAAAUCAUCACCCUGCAGCUCGGACAGUGCGGGAAUCAGAUUGGUUUUGAGUUUUGGAAGCAGCUGUGUGCGGAGCAUGGCAUCAGCCCUGAGGGCAUCGUCGAAGAGUUCGCCACUGAGGGUACAGACCGGAAAGAUGUCUUCUUCUAUCAGGCAGAUGAUGAGCACUACAUCCCUCGUGCUGUGUUGUUGGACCUGGAGCCCCGAGUCAUCCACACCAUCCUGAACUCUCCCUACGCCAACCUGUACAACCCGGAGAACAUCUACCUGUCUGAGCAUGGCGGUGGAGCCGGUAACAACUGGGCCAGUGGCUUCUCUCAGGGAGAAAAAAUCCACGAGGACAUCUUUGACAUCAUUGACAGAGAGGCAGAUGGCAGUGACAGUCUGGAGGGGUUUGUGCUUUGUCACUCUAUCGCCGGGGGAACAGGAUCUGGUCUCGGGUCCUACCUACUGGAGCGACUGAACGACAGGUAUCCUAAAAAACUGGUUCAGACCUACUCUGUCUUCCCUAACCAAGAUGAGAUGAGUGAUGUUGUCGUACAGCCGUAUAAUUCUCUUCUGACGCUAAAGAGACUGACCCAGAAUGCAGACUGUGUGGUGGUGCUGGACAAUACAGCUUUGAACAGAAUCGCAACAGACCGGCUGCACAUCCAGAACCCCUCUUUCUCUCAGAUCAACCAACUGGUGUCUACUAUAAUGUCAGCAAGCACAACAACUCUCCGUUACCCUGGAUAUAUGAACAAUGAUCUGAUUGGCCUGAUUGCAUCACUCAUCCCCACUCCCCGCCUCCACUUCCUCAUGACUGGAUACACACCGCUGACCACCGAUCAGGCCGUGGCAAGUGUGAGGAAGACUACGGUUCUUGAUGUGAUGAGGAGACUCCUGCAGCCCAAGAAUGUCAUGGUGUCCACAGGCCGAGACCGUCAGACCAAUCAUUGCUACAUUGCCAUUCUCAACAUCAUUCAGGGAGAGGUGGACCCCACACAGGUCCAUAAAAGUCUGCAGAGAAUCAGGGAGAGGAAGCUAGCUAAUUUUAUCCCAUGGGGUCCGGCUAGUAUUCAGGUGGCACUGUCCCGCCGAUCCCCCUACCUGCCCUCAGCUCAUCGUGUCAGUGGUCUUAUGAUGGCUAAUCACACCAGCAUCUCUUCAUUGUUUGAGCGCACCUGUCGUCAGUAUGAUAAGCUGAGGAAGAGGGAGGCCUUCCUCGAGCAGUUCAGGAAGGAGGACAUAUUCAAGGACAACUUCGACGAGCUGGAUAACUCUCGGGAGGUGGUUCAGCAGCUCAUUGACGAAUACAGCGCUGCCACACGUCCCGACUACAUCUCAUGGGGCACACAAGAGCAGUGAAAUCCCUAAAGCUCUUAGAGUGGAAACUCAUCCUGUAAAAUACACAAUGACUCCAGUAGCGUUCACCAGAAUUUUAGUAAACGCGCACCUCCAGAGAGACUCACGUAUGUAUAUACAUGUCAUUUGUCAUGUUUACAGGCCUAUAGAAGAGAUCUUCAUAACCUGGUGCCUCUAUCCUGAGCUGUAACUUUCACUCUUUCUCCCUCUCCUCCCGAUUUCCUUGAUUUCUUUAAUCAGAGAAUUUAUGGCUCCAUCUUAAUCUAUUUUUGUACUGCACUCUGAACUCUGCUGCACAAAAUCUACAUCCAUCUCCGUCAAGGUGGCCUGCACACAGACUUCCCUGACCACACACACGCUGAACGUCUACACCGAUAAGACUGGGUGGUCUCAGAUGAAUGUAACCGAAGGGAGGGAGUGUGAAAGAUUAAGCCUCUUAGAAGAGAUCAGACUAGAAGCAGUUUAUGAAUACUCCAUCUCACUCCCUCACAUUCACGCAUGCAUGCUUUUAGACAAAAGGCACUUGCUUUCAGGGCAUAGACUAUGAUUGUGCGAUUGAAUCAGUUUUCCUCUCGUUGUCGUGGAUUACUCUCAAAAGAGUUUUGAGAGUCGAUCAAUAAAGUCAAGUGUUAUUCUGUACCUCAAUCCAUCCAAUCAGCGAACCCUCAUCGGGUUCUUCUAGUCAAUCAAAUCAGUGAAGUUACCUCAAAGUCUGGCAGAACCAAUCCCAACGCAUCACAUUUCAUCAUUUGAAUCAUUUCUUCUUCUGCUCCAGUCAUCCUUUUGAAGUCUCAAUGCUUUAUCCCCCCUCAGUUACCACUUGUUCUUAUUAUUAAUGUUAUACUGUGUAUAUAGUUUGCUGUCAGACUUGAUGCAUUUACUUGAAGUUCAUGAGUUUGAAUAAAUAUUUCCAGUGUGCAAAUACUGAUUACCCUCAAAA
Messenger RNA from Carassius auratus (goldfish), 2403 nucleotides. RefSeq names its product tubulin gamma-1 chain. Gene Ontology annotation, molecular function: GTP binding. NCBI's taxonomy places the organism in Eukaryota, Metazoa, Chordata, Actinopteri, Cypriniformes, Cyprinidae. The transcript is spliced from 11 exons. Gene Ontology annotation, biological process: microtubule nucleation; cytoplasmic microtubule organization. Gene Ontology annotation, cellular component: gamma-tubulin complex; microtubule. The coding region runs from base 111 to 1466 and encodes 451 amino acids. The record is from RefSeq and is a predicted model, not a curated record.